AUGGUCCAGGAAGCCGAUCUCAAGCCAUGGCUACGACCAUCGCCGAAGUCAUAUCUUCUUCACAAAGCUAACGUGGUCGACGUCGCCGCAGGUUCAAUCCGCAAAUCCGUGACGGUUGAAAUACAGAAUGGCAAGAUCACGUCUAUCAGUCCAUCUGCGGCCAGUGUACCGACGAAGCCCGGUUUCAUCGUCCUAGACUGCACGGGGCAAUUCCUCUCACCAGGUCUUAUUGACUCGCAUGUCCACUUGAUAGCUGUACCUGGCUUCAACGACCUCAACUCAGCCUUUGGUAAUCCAGAGUCUGUCAGUCUUCUGCGGCAGCCCUACGUCUGCUCUCAGAUGCUGCAUCGGGGGUUCACCACCAUACGGGACUGUGGUGGUGCGCACUCAGCGAUCAAGGAAGCCAUAGCCGAUGGCGUGUUCCCAGGCCCGCGACUCUUCAUCGCCGGUCAUGCUCUCAGUCAAUCAGGUGGGCACGCUGAUUACCGCAACAAGCAUGAUCACUCAGCGUGCUGCGGCGGAGCCACCAACGGUCUCGGGCGCGUGUGCAACGGUAUUGCCGAUUGCAUGCAGGCUGUGCGCGAAGAGAUCAGAUGCGGAAGCGACUUUAUCAAGAUUAUGGGAUCCGGCGGCGUCAGCAGUCCCACGGACAAGAUCGAUCAUCUGCAAUUUACUGGUGAUGAGAUCCAGGCCAUGGUGCAAUGUGCCAAGAAUGCCGGAACCUAUGUCACAGCGCACGCGUACACAGCGGAAGCUAUCAGGCACUGUAUCGAGAACGGGGUGAAGGGUAUUGAGCAUGGGAACUUCCUAGACGAGGAGACUGCUGAGCUGAUGGUCAAGAACGAUGUAUACCUGACACCGACCCUGGUAACAUACGAUCAGAUGGCUUCGGCAAAAUGGACUGGCUACCUGCCCCCUGAAUCGCAAUCCAAGAACACCGAGGUUCUGGAUGCGGGCCUCAAGGCGUUGAAGCUGGCUUCGGAGACUGGCGUCAAGAUCUGCUUUGGUACCGAUCUCCUAGGGCCUCUCGGGGCAGCCCAAACCCACGAGUUCGCACUCCGUGCCAAGGUACUGUCGUCCUUGGAGGUGCUUCGUAGUGCAACCCUGAACCCGGCACGCAUGUUAAGGCAAGAGUCAUCACUGGGUCAGAUCCGGGAAGAGUUUGAAGCAGAUGUCCUCUUCCUGGCCAAGAACCCCUUGGAGGACGUAACGAUACUGGACGACCCCGAGAGGCACGUGAUUGCGGUCAUGAAGGAAGGGCGCAUCUACAAGAGCCGGACAGCUGAGAUCAAUGAGGAUGCAUGUGUACCCGUUCGGAUCAAACCCCAGCUGUAG
Molecule: messenger RNA, 1335 nt
Organism: Neoarthrinium moseri
Lineage: Eukaryota; Fungi; Ascomycota; Sordariomycetes; Amphisphaeriales; Apiosporaceae
Exons: 1
Coding region: 1-1335 (444 amino acids)
Molecular function (GO): hydrolase activity, acting on carbon-nitrogen (but not peptide) bonds
Source: RefSeq, a predicted model, not a curated record